GCUGCGACCGCUACGAGCCGCUGCCGCCCGCGCUGCCCGCCGCGGGCGAGCAGGACUGCUGCGGGGAGCGCGUGGUCAUCAACAUCUCGGGGCUGCGCUUCGAGACGCAGCUCAAGACCCUCUGCCAGUUCCCCGAGACGCUGCUGGGCGACCCCAAGCGGCGCAUGCGGUACUUCGACCCGCUUCGCAAUGAGUACUUCUUCGACCGCAACCGACCCAGCUUCGACGCCAUCCUCUACUACUACCAGUCCGGGGGCCGCAUCCGCCGGCCAGUCAACGUGCCCAUCGACAUCUUCUCCGAGGAGAUCCGCUUCUACCAGCUGGGCGAAGAGGCCAUGGAGAAGUUCCGUGAGGAUGAGGGCUUCCUGCGGGAGGAGGAGCGGCCCCUGCCCCGCCGAGACUUCCAGCGCCAGGUGUGGCUGCUCUUCGAAUACCCCGAGAGCUCGGGGCCGGCCCGGGGCAUUGCCAUCGUGUCGGUGCUGGUCAUCCUCAUCUCCAUUGUCAUCUUCUGCCUGGAGACGUUGCCCGAGUUCCGCGACGAGAAAGACUACCCCGCCUCCCAGCCCCAGGACGUGUUCGAGGCCACCAACAACAGCACGUCGGGGGUAGCCUCUGGGGCCUCCAGCUUUUCAGACCCCUUCUUUGUGGUGGAAACCCUGUGCAUCAUCUGGUUCUCCUUUGAGCUGCUGGUGCGGUUCUUCGCUUGCCCCAGUAAAGCCACCUUCUCCAGAAAUAUCAUGAACCUGAUAGACAUUGUGGCCAUCAUCCCUUAUUUCAUCACUCUGGGCACUGAGCUGGCUGAGCGACAGGGUAAUGGGCAGCAAGCCAUGUCUCUGGCCAUCCUGAGGGUCAUCCGCCUAGUAAGGGUCUUCCGCAUCUUCAAGCUCUCCCGCCACUCUAAGGGGCUGCAGAUCCUGGGGCAGACACUGAAGGCUUCCAUGCGAGAGCUGGGGCUGCUCAUCUUCUUCCUCUUCAUAGGGGUCAUCCUCUUCUCCAGUGCCGUCUACUUUGCUGAGGCAGACGACCCUUCUUCGGGUUUUAACAGUAUCCCGGAUGCCUUCUGGUGGGCAGUGGUAACCAUGACAACUGUCGGUUACGGUGAUAUGCACCCAGUGACCAUAGGAGGCAAGAUUGUGGGCUCUCUUUGUGCCAUCGCAGGUGUCUUGACCAUUGCACUGCCAGUCCCUGUAAUUGUUUCCAACUUCAAUUACUUCUACCACCGGGAGACAGAAGGGGAAGAGCAAGCCCAGUACAUGCACGUGGGAAGUUGCCAGCACCUCUCCUCUUCAGCUGAGGAGCUCCGAAAAGCCCGGAGUAACUCCACCCUGAGUAAGUCGGAGUAUAUGGUGAUCGAAGAGGGGGGUAUGAACCACAGCGCUUUCCCCCAGACACCUUUCAAAACGGGAAACUCCACUGCCACGUGCACCACGAACAAUAAUCCCAACUCCUGUGUCAACAUUAAAAAGAUAUUCACUGAUGUCUAAUAUAUGAUACCGUUGACAUACUGUGCCCAGUAUUGUGUGGAACGUGCUCCCUUGGUCUGUGUAUACCCUUGAUUUAUACAUCUCCAGACCAUUCAUCAAGGAAAGGACGUGAAGUGGAAAAGCACACUUCAUUCUCCCUCUCCCUACUGCUUCAUACUGAAACAGGUGUCUGUUCUGCAAGUGGGCUGCAUUCUCUCAGCUCUUUUUUUUUCCCUCUCUCUCUCUCUCUCCCUGUCUUUUAAUUUUGUGACCAACAAACUUGCAUUAAAGCUUGACUUCUAGUGCACGCCCUAUGAAAAGCUACAUCCUGGGAGGAAAUGAAACUAAAGAUUCAGAGUAACUGUUUAACCUCAAAAUCAAAAGAUAGUUGUUUCUUUACUGAGUCAAGGAGGCAGAACUUAAAUGAUGCUCCUGUUUGGUGGACCUUUCAUUCUGUUUGUGGAUUUAAUUACUAUUUAACUACUUGGCCUCUAGAUAUGUGGACAGAAAGUCUAACUACAGCCAUGACUUAUAAACCCACCAUAAAUUUAUUUUGUUUUUGACUGGUCUUUCAGUUUGAAUCUCUCCUCUAAGAAUUGGAGGUUCGCAAUAACUUUGAACCAAAAGGGAAAUGGCCCAAAUGUCCUGAUACGAGUAUUAACUCUUGGGAGUUUGCAAAGCAUUUUGAAAGGACGAGACACGGAUUCUAGUGAAGUUGUGAGUGUGUGCCCCAGCCGACAUCUGCAACAGCCUAGAAACUCGUUUACAGUGCUGCCAAGAGAAACCACGAAAAUUCCUAGUGUAUGUGAGAGAUAAGAUGCUUCGGUGUCACAAGGAGAUUAAAGUGGCAGACACCCCUUCCAGCGGAAGUUACUAAUUCGGACCUGACUGAUGCAGUUCCCAUAGCAACCCAUGUUUCCUGGGAAACCCGAAAAAGGUUGUCAUGGCAUCUUUUGCUCUUUAGCCCCACCCCCCUCAGGCCUUGCCGUUUCCACAGUAACCUUUCCAGAUGGUUCCUACUUAUAUGAUUUCAUAAGAAAAAAACACUAUUUGAAUAAACCGCACAAAUCAAGAUGAUAAAGAGGUGAAAUGGAUCUCAAAAUGCUUUUUAUAUUUUAUAUAAGUCAUUGAUGUUAUCCCAUAAUGACUGAAUCAAAAAAGGAAAAUAUCAUAUUUGGAAUGUUAUGUGUAAGCCACAACAAGGCAGGAUCUGAAUUAAAUGUCAGUUAUUUGCUAACAAUUUUUAAAGAUGCUUCUUACAGAGAAAUGGCAAGCCAACAGAUGAAAUGAAAACAGCAAUAUAAACAUGUUCUGUACAUAAGCAAGUGAAAGUCGUUGUACCCAAAGUCUUACUGCAAGAUACCUUCAGAUUUCCUCGUUAAAAAAGAAACACAUCCAGACCCCACAACAGGACUGUCACCACCACAGCACUUGAAAAGCAAAAUUAACCUCAAAUAUAUGAGGAAUGCAGAUUUCAUUGAGCGGAUUAUAGUCAAUUAAAAGGAGGAUCAGGAAAUAGCCAGACCUUGAGAGAACACCUGCAAAUUUCAGCCACAUGCUGAGGGGUGCCAGCAAACAGACAGAAUCAGGUCCCUCAAGAGCCCCACAUAAGGAACUGCAGAGUGACCCUGACCAAAAGGAUGCUCAGCUUUAAACUGCUUGGAUGAGAGUGCAGUGACAGUUACAUAUUUUCAUUUCAGUUAGUAUUCAGAUACAUCUCUAACAAAUGCUCCAUGUGAAGAAAGAACUCAAAGCUGGGGGGUACUCUUCAUAUUAUGAAUGGUACGAAUGAUAUCGAGCAGGAGAGAAAGAGGACAUUAAAAAAAUUUAAAUUAAAGAAAUAAAAUGUUAAGGUAUCAUUUCAAACUGUUGACAUUCUGGUGGAGUCAAAUCAUCCAAAAACUACAAUCAGUGUCACAGAUAAAGAUAACCUUGUAUGUGUUUCUAACAAGCCAACUAUUGUUGUUGGUUGUUUGUUUGUUUUUUUUUUCAUUUAAGUAUUGGACUGUAUUUAAUUGUGAACAUGUUCCUAUAGUCUAUGUUCUGGGUUAGGUUUAACUUUAUCUGUGAGUGUGUGAUUAUACCAAAGGCUUCCAUUGGUAGACUAGCCCAUUCACACAAAUAAGUGAAAGUAACACUGUGCCCAGAUGAAUGGUAUUAAAGACAGACUUGCCUAAAAGAAAUGUGCCUUGCUUGAUUAAACAGUCUUUUAUUUUUUAAUUCAAAAUGAUAGAUUAACAAAUUAGAUUUUAGGUAGGUUUUAGUUGACCUUAAUUUUACAAAAAUGUAUUAGUACUUACUCUAUGUUUAAUUUGUCUGUGUUGACUAAAAUUACAAUAUUUAGUUAUACUUAGGCAAUUCAUAUAUAUCAAGUUCUAUUUUAUUUUCAUGGGAUGUUUGGUACAGUAAGACAAAGUACAUUCUUAGAGAUAUAUGUAAUAUCUCAUCUGAUGUUUAUUACUUUUCCUUCAAAAUUAUAUGUGUAAAAUAUUCUUUGCCUCAUUUUCUAUUUUUAUAUUCUUUUAGAAAUGGAACUCUUUUUCAAUUAAGAAAGGGCAAAUUUUUAGUUGGAAAAGAGACUUGGGAGGUCCUAAAGAUGGCGUCCCAUUUGGGAACAUUUAACUUCUGUGCCAUUAUUGUAUUUACUGUGACAUCUCAGCAGAAUGGUAGCUAUUUGUAUAUUAUUUCAUAAGCCUUAUGGAAAGUCAAACUGUGAACAUUUAGUAUGUACACUACUUUAUUCAUUUCCAUAGUUUACUGUCAAGAUACUCCUGAACAAGUGGAUGAAAAUAAUGAGUACUUUUAGAAGUUUAAUUACUAUGGAAAAUAUAUCAAUUUCAAAGCCAGGAAUAUAAAUUUUAUGAUGACCUAAAAAAUUCAAGUGAUGAAUUUCAUUCAUCUAUAAGAAUCUUAACUAAGCAGCCAUUUACCUAGUAGCCUCCAAAUAGGUAGAAAUACAAUCCAGGUAACUUUCUUUGAGGCAACGUCUAAAAUGAAUUUUUAAUAAUCUCCUGGCUAUUUCUUCAUGGUCAGAACAUGGAGACCAUACCAAUGUCAUUUUAGUGAUGAUAAAGGGAUGACAACUAUCUUUGAUUUGAGUGAUGUGAGUCUCCAAUAGAGAUAGUUAUGACUAAAGUGAAAAUAUAGCCGCCGCCACCUUGUUUUUGUUAGUGUUCACUCAUGUGGUAGAGAUACUGGCACAGGGACUAGUUAGCCCUUUGCAAUUAUCUGACUCCUCAUAACUGAGGGUCACAGCCCCAUUAGCAGCAAAGCAAUGCUUGUGGAUGGAAUCAAAACAGGGGUUCUUAAACGUUCAGAUGCUUUUAUAAGGAUCAGUAGGUGAUGCAAAACUACUUUAUGCAAGAACUACUUUCAUACAAUGACCCAACUUUAAGCAAUGUAAUAUAUAUAAUAGUAUAUCUGUUUCAUGAUUAUAGGCUACAGUUCAAAUAAAGACAAAACCUGGACUUUUACCCCCCCACACACACACACACCAAAGAAAAGCACAGAACAGUAUCAGAUAUAUAACAUACCAAAACAUUCAUAUGAUGAGUGAUAAAAAAUAGCAUGAGCUUAGAUAACAGGAUACUGGCAUUCUUACCCACUACCUACCUCUGGGACCCCAGGAAGUCAUUACCUUUGCUAGGCUUUGGUUUCUUGAAUUGCAGAGUGGGCAUGCCAGGUUCAGCAAACUCAAAAGCCCUUUCCAGCUACCAAAUCCUGUUAUACACAUUUCUUUAAAAAUGCUUUGAAGAAUACUUACACACUAAGAUUUUUAUGCAUUUCUAAAGAAUAAAUUGAAAUGAGAUUUAAGCCUUGAAAGUGCCAUGAAUAUAUCUCCUUCUUUAAAUUGUGAGAAGAGGAAAUAGGAUUCCUUCUUCUUUAAGAUCUUUCACUCAUCUAUAAUAGGAUCAUGAAAAAUGGGGUGGGGGGCAUCCCAAAGGGAAGCAGAUUAAUGAAAUAGCUAACAAGAUGGGGCAGGUAUUGGUAACAUUAAUUGGAUGUUAAGGUGAUUUGCAAAGUGUGCAUGAAAUGCUGAAAUGGUCCCAGGAACUCUAUUGCACAUUAUGAGACUAAAGGUAGGAAAAGGGGUGGGAAAAGACUGGAGAACAGAAGUGUUUGCCUUAUUAUCUCUUUAAUCUUUUUACACAUGGGGAUCUGCAUUGCAAUGCUUGGAUCUGCCAAUCACCCAUUUGCCCCAGGAAAGUCCCUUUAACUUCUCAAUACUCCAAUGUCUUAAUCUGUAAAGUGAAGAGUUUAAAUUUGAAUUUAGUAAUCUGCAUAUUUCUUUUCAUCUUUUAACAUUGUGUAGCAUUUUAGAUUCUUAACAUAUAUGCAUUGAUCCUCCAUCAGUCACUACGAUGCCACAUAGUUCUCAAGUAACUGAAUAGAUUAUGAACUCAAACAUUUAUAUUCCUAAUAUUACUACUUGACCUUGACAAGACUUAAAAAACUUAGACCUCAUUCUCCUUCAUAUAUGGCUUAAUUAUUAAAAUUUGUCAUUUCAUCUUUUAAUGUUGAGUUCAUUACCUAAACAAAUGUCUUCUCAAGCUACUCUCCAUAACUUGUUGUAAUUUAGUAAUCAGAUAUAUUGGCAUACCAAUGAACUAUAGCUGACUGUAAGAUACAAUUUUGUCACAUUUAAAAGUUAAUGACCUUUUGGUCCCAGAAGCUAUAACUAUAAUAUAAAAGAAUAUUCAUAAAAUGUUGUGAAUUUUUUAAUACAAAGGAGGCCCGAUGGAGCCAUACUGUAAUUAGUUUUGCUCAGGAGUGAGAAAAACAUUCAGGGAUAACCCAAACACUUCUGUUUGGCAUUAGUGGACAUCUGGGGAAAGAAGGGUUAUAUCUUUUGCACAACAGAGAUAACAAGUGACGAUACCCGUUAAAAAUGGGAGUAUUUUCUGGUGGCUGGCUUUAGUAUAGGAAGAGAUAUGUUAAAAGAAUGCCAGAAUCCAGACACUAGAAAGUUAUUUAAAGUGGUAGGGGUCCAUUGAAUAACAGAAAUAUUUUGUCAUACUGAGAUUAUUUGUCCAUAAAGUUAGUCUUAUAUCCCUUCCAUUCAGAAAAGGGGGCAGCUUUCAAAAGCCUCUGUUGUAAUAGGAAAUGUAUAUUUUGACCAGUGAAGCAAUUAGCUAAAGCAUUUAAUCUGGUCAUUUUAGUUUUGUGAAUCUGAAUUUUCAUCGUAGGUAUAACUUAGUCUCUUGCACAUGUGAUUGUGUCCGUGAUUGUGAGGAAUGACUUCAUCAGUUUCGUUUUUCUUUGAAGUUGAUAAAAUGUGCUAAGUGGUGAUUCCAGCAUACUAUGUUAAUACUGUACCCUACAACCAUUUGUGAACUGGCCACGCUAAACAAACCAUAGUGUUUUUUUUCUGGUAAAUUGUUUCUAUGGUGUGAUUGUUUCAUGCUGGGGUUGGGGGUGGGGGAAUUUAAGUAUUUAGUUUACUUAAAAUGUAUAAGUGUUUUUCUUAAAUGCCAUAAAAUUGUGUGACAAUAAACCAAAUAGGAAUAUCCUCUUUUUCAACUGUGAUAGAACUGUAUAGACUACUUUGGGGACUACCCCAUAAAUGCUGUCAUGUGUUUUUAAAAAGCUUAUAUAUUAUAUAUGUAUCAUACAAUAUAUACCACACACAAAGGAAAGCAAACAGUGUAUGUAGUGUUUCUUGGAGUCUACAUGUGUUUAUUUUCAUAGAAUACGUAUGCAUUGCAAAGACCAUCAACAUGUUCUAUUUAAUUUCUAAAACACUAUCCACACGGACUACUAAUAGCAUCUGAAGUUUAGAGACAGCACAGCCAAGGUUUUAAAGAGUCAAGUGACUUAUCACAGAUCAUGUGCCCAUAAGUGGCUCUAAAUGUCAUUCUCUUUACACUUUUCACCCUGGCAUGUUGUGUGUUCUUUAUCACUGCCAUUAUAUUUCAAAAUGAAACUUCAAAAUAUGUUGAGAUUUUAAGGUUUUAGUGAAAAGGAGUCAUUGGGAUUGUGUUAGACCUUCUUAGAUAACUUCCAAACUGUAUCUACCUACAUGAAAUACCCAAAGAUUUCCCCACUAAGACAAUGUUAAGUCCCCACACCCAAAGCAUACAUCCUCAUACAUGUUUAAUGUCAUCACGCAAAACUAAACAAUGUCCUUCAUCUAUCUUUUUCACUUGCUUUUUAAAAAGUCCAUCAUAGCGGCCGGGCGGUGGUGGCGCAUGCCUUUAAUCCCAGCAUUCAGGAGGCAGAGCCAGGUGGUUCUCUGUGAGUUUGAAGCCACCUUGGUCUACAGAGCAAGAUCCAGGACAGGCACCAAAACUACACAGAGAAACCAUAUCUUGAAAAACCAAAAAAAAAAGUCCAUCGUGACAACUAAUUCCUGAACAGUAUUUUUAAAGCAACUAGAGAAAUUGCAGCAAUUAUGAUUCAAAGGGGGAAAAAACUUGGCUCCCAUAGCAAUCAUUUUUUUAGUCUUUUGUUUUUGUAUGAGUGGAGAAGACAGAGAAAGGAUUUGGGGAGGGAGUGUAUAUUUUAAAGAAACGCUACCAUUUCCAGUAACUAUAUGGAAAUACUGGAUUAUUAAAUCAUAGGUAGCAGUUUGUUAACAUUAGCCAUAGUCUAAAUACUGGUAAGCUUUUCACUCAUUUAUUGAUGUACUUGAGGAUUUUCCCAAGUUACAUUACAACCCAAUGACUUCUCAGUUUGAAUACAAAGAACAGUCAUGUUUUCAUCCAUGACAGAUACUACAUUUUUUUCUCAAAUAUCACUAGUACUGCUUUCUCUUGUAAAUCAAUAGUCUGUGAUAUGUUCUGUACUUCUCUGUGCAAUGCAGUGUUAACUGUGAAUAUUUAAAUGAAAGGUGUUUAUUAUACUGGCAUUUAAUAUUUCCUACCAUUGACUUCAGUUUUCCCCAUUUAAUAGAUAAGUCAAUCAAGUAUUAUUUUGUAUGAAAUGAAGUAAUAGUUAUUCAUAAUAACAAUGGUAUUCUAACUACAAUGUCAAACAUGCAUUUUAUAUUUUUAUAUUCAUUUUCUUUUGACAUUGAGUUAGGUCAAUUUACCAUGUAGUAAUGUAAAGGUAAAUUCAUACACCAUGUUCUCUGCUUAAUUUGGGUCCUUUUGUUAAGUAACUACCUAUGAGUUUUGAUUGUGUGAUAUUUUCCUGUGAUGACUGUUUUUUAAUUUGUCAUUGCACUUGAAGUGUUUAUUGCAAAUGUUAAAAACAGAAUCCAAUAAAAUACCUGGAAAUGUCCUAUUGCAGUAAUAA
Peromyscus maniculatus bairdii (prairie deer mouse) is the source of this 8699-nucleotide messenger RNA. RefSeq names its product potassium voltage-gated channel subfamily A member 3 (gene Kcna3). The record is from RefSeq and is a predicted model, not a curated record. Gene Ontology annotation, molecular function: protein binding; delayed rectifier potassium channel activity. Gene Ontology annotation, cellular component: membrane; axon; voltage-gated potassium channel complex. Gene Ontology annotation, biological process: protein homooligomerization; action potential; potassium ion transmembrane transport. NCBI's taxonomy places the organism in Eukaryota, Metazoa, Chordata, Mammalia, Rodentia, Cricetidae.